UGGUUGGCGAGUGCGGUUGGCGGCCAUCUUCUAAUGAUCGUCCGAAAGGUGGCUCUAAAUCCUCCUCAAGUGAAGUAGAGGACCCUGAAGAGAGGCUAGCGAGAAGUUACCGUCGAAACCCGACAACAACCGAGGGGAAGUAUUAAAGCCGAGACCGAGCGUUGUCGAACUCGCCCGUGAGGUUCUGUGGUAUGACAGGAACGGAACGCGCUGACUCCUUCAAAAAACGUUUAUUAUUAAAACAAUUCGGAUAAAUGUGUGUGAAUUAUGUGAAUAUUGCACGGGCGAAACUGUGAAGCAACGUCGUAUACCCUCGUUCAGCUCCAUUUUACAGAACUAGCAAUAUUAAAGUCAGUACAACGUCAAGUGUUCCUGGUGAUGGCGCUAUGGCCGCUAAACAAGUAAGGAGUAAAUCCGCCUUAACCUCAUUUUAAACUUUUGUAAACAAGAAGUGACCCUAAGCAGCUAUAAUAUAGAGGAUUGCUCUCACAAUUCAGCAGUCUAGGCAAUCACUAGCGAUGUGAUGCGAAACAUGGGAAAUGAGUGUUUGUUGACACGACUGCGAACAACAUUUCUUGACUGUUAGCCCUAAAUAAAGACCAGCGCAAUGAAUAAUAAUGCAAAAAAUAACUCGAACAACUCCUCUGGAAGCACAUCGUCUAAUAGCAACUCCACUAAUACCAUCAAUAGUAGUGUUAAACAGGAGAAGCAAGAUGAUCCGGAAAUCAGAGAGUUGGCUGCUAAGUUUAUGGAGGCAAAUAAAGCUAAAAUGGCACUGCCCCAAAGAAAUCAACCAACUGCGGGGCAGAGCAUGAACAUUCUAACAUUUUUGAGCGACAAACCUAAACUGAAAUCCACAACUAGCACAGAGGAAACUAAAAACAUUGAUGAAGAAUCAGUUAAAGGUAGAUUUGGAUGGACUUCCAUGGGUAAAGUACAUAUUCCAUACAUUAUACGCUCAGGAGAAAACUACUGUGCUGUUCGGAUGGUUGAAAUUAAAGUUCUGAACAAGUGGUUGAAUUAUUUACAUCAAGAUCUAUACAACUGUACCAACAUUAGAAGUUACUACAUAACCGAAGUUGAAGCCCGUCUCUUAAACGAAAUUAAUCUAAAGCAUUGUGAUUACCAGUUUGGAAGAGAGCAAUUUACUUCAAGAGACUUAAUAGUUCGACUGUCCGAUGCAAACGAGUUUUACCAAUUUUUAGGACAUUGUUAUCACAAGUUAGUGAAUACCCUGGAAACUGAACUGACUAGUCGUUGCGGAUUUAUUCGAAUUAAUAGGGAAUCAGUAGUUCCGUUUACAGUAUAUAAUGACCAAAAAUACGUGCCCCUUUUCUACUUUGAGGGCGAAACUGAUAAUCUUAAGCAGAGAGCUGACAAACUGGAAGGCUGGGACCUUUCCUAUUUGAAGUUUUGUUGUAAAGUGCAGGGCAUCAGGAAUGAACUAUUUGCCCAUGACUCCUGCUCCGUCAUUAGCUUAAGCGAUAUCAAAAAUUACUUUCCUCCUGGGACAAUUUUCGAAGACUAUUGGCCCAAAAAAAAUUUGGAUUCGUCCCAGCUUCUGGUUUCUGGAAGAACAAGCUUGCCACAAAAUGUUCAUUGGACGAGACAGCCUGUUGCGCCACCAAUUGCGACCCACCCGCCUCCCAGCCCUAAACCAGCUACGCAAGCCAAAGCAGCGUCCAAUGGACCCAUGCACAAUGUGCAUGUUUUUGGGAACAACUACGCUAUUGCUGGCAGUCAACCUACGUAUCAUGCCACUCAACCCAGAGCUGCCAGCUCAGCGGUAAGGGCGACUUACUCUGCUACGUCUACCCGCCACUUGAGGCCUGCGGCUUACUAUGGUAACAUCGGCCAAGCUCCUCCACCUCCACUAGUUAGAUCAGCAACUUAUCGCUUUAAUCCGGCAGCAGCCUGUGAUCAGAGGCUGGAUGAUAGCUCUUGGAUGGGUCAAUACAAUCCCCCAAAAAACACUGGUAACAACUACAUGGUUGUUGAGCUUCCUAACAAUUAUCAUCCAGGAACUCCACAAAGUAACUACCCUCCACCACCACUGCUGCAACACAUGAAUGGGUCCAUAUCAAGAUAUGAUGUUCCCCAAAGCAAUUUUGGUACAAACCGAUCGUUAGACACAAUUGUAAAUCAAAAUCCGGCGCAUCAAGCAUCGUCUAGGACACAGACAACCGUCUCGACUGCACAAGAGAAUAAUCCAGCCUUAACUAACGGAAGGUCAUUACUAAACAACUCAGGCAGUAGGAACAAACUAAUAAAUCUACCUGAAUCAAGCCCUCCUCAAACAGCAGGCCCUAACAUUCCAUAUAAAAUGCAGAAAGCUCAGGUUCAAGGAAAAAUGCUUAGUUUAAUAAACAUGAAAGUAAAUGUAUUCACGGAGCAUCUCGUCACAUUGCAAGACUUGGUUAUGACCUUUUUUAAUGGGGUACCUGUGCAGAGCUGCCUCAAAGUCAUGGAAGUUUUAGGCAUUGAGGUUUAUAAUGCGAACGCCGGCCAAAUGCAGGUACUUAUUGAGAAUGGCAAGUGUACAAAUAGGCAUGAAGCAGUACCUUUAGUUCAAGUAAGAAAUGUGAUAGAUUAUAUGCCACAGUUGAAGUAUAUGUUGAGUGGAAUGUUAUCUGAGGGGCCCGGUAAAAGACAAAGAAAUAGCUAGGGGUCAAUUAUUUGGAGGCCACCAUGGACGAAUGAUGAGCCACCUAGUUUCGAAGUGCCACCGCGGAUAGACAAUUCACCAUGCCUCCACGCAUCUCCUACCGUUAAUAUGUUCAGUGAAAUUCGGAAAAAAUAUCAAUCACUUACUCAAUUGGAAAAAUUGGCUGAAAAUUAUGUUACUAACGUGGGCGAUGCAUAUUGGGAUCACAUGUCAAAUUAUCUGCUGGACGCUACUAUCCAGUAUCAUCUGGAUAACAGUUUGUUGAAACAGGAAACUAAGGCUCAGAGUAAGUUAUCCUUGAAUGACCCUCGAUUUAAUUGUUAUUGGUGAGGAAGGGCACAUCUAUUUUUUAAAAGUUUGUUCCUAUGAGAGUGUAAAUCCAUAUAGACAUUAUUCAAAGUUGAAGUACAUCGUAUUGUAUUUAUAUGGUUUAUGCUGAUAUUUUAUCAUUUUUUUUACGUUUAAAUAACCCUGUAAGGAAUGUGCGUAAUGUGACACUUUUACAGAUAUUUCAAUUUAAAUUAAUUAUUUAUGUAAUAGAUACAUGGAGUAUGCAACAUACAGAAAGAUAUCUAAUUAAAUAUGUCAAAAUCGCACAACGUUUUCCUUUGGCAGCCAAAUUAGUUUCUGACAAUUUUACAUCUUGUACAUGUAAUUAAUUGUCGGUUAAGUUAAGAAAUAAAUUGAACCGAUUUUAUUUAUGUUGCAUACUUUAGUUUUAAUAGUUUUUAAUCAUCUGGUUGUAUUUCGACAGUCGCUUUUGAAAUAGAUUUAUCAUGUAAAGCAAUUAUCACUAUGCCACACUCUCAUGGAAGAAUGAUCAAUUAUUUCGAGUUAAAGUACAAAAAGUACAAUUGAAUUUAAAGUGAUGAACUACUUGAAUAUUCUUCUUAAGGGAGCAUACACAACAUACAAGGCAUACGCUUUACUUGAUACGACUCGUCAAAAUCAACAGUCGUUCGGUUGGAUACACUUCUAAAUUCACCAGUCAAAUAUGUAACUGUAAGGAAACUGCCAAUAUUUUCUUUGAACAUUUAAUACAGAUUAAAAAGCGGCUAGGUAUUACUGUUUAAGUUGGUUGGAAUCUCACAAUGAAACAAUUCAUUUUGAUAACAGUAUUGAAUUUGAUUGCUGAAUUUGUACGUUUAAAUGUUAUUAAUUUAUAGUUUUUGAGUGGCAUUUGUAUAGUUAAUUUAAAGGAGAAUAUCUGUCCAUAGCAUCCGUUAUAAGGAUUAUUUAUUUUAGGUAAACAGUAUAUCCUAACUAGCUGUUAACUUAAUGUGAAUUUGUCCAUGGUAGGGGUUAAAUAGAAAUAUGUAAUCCGAAACAAUAUGUAGCUGAAACAUUUCAAUUUCCAUUUUAUCUUUAACUCUCAUAUAAUUUUCAAUUCUUUGGCAACGCGUUGUCUUGUCUCGAACUCCAUGUGACUCAAUACGUUUUAAAGAUUCCGUUUCAUCUUAAACUUGUCUAUAUGUUUAAAAAAAGGGUUGCAAAUUAAUUUAUAACGCAAAAAUGCUUAUUUAUGAGCGUAUGCAUUUGGGGUUGAGCUCCAAAGCAAGAUGUUGCCAAAAUGUGAGUCUUAAGUUUGUUUAUUCAUCACCUAUAUCUACGGUUUUUUAGCAGGUUUGCAUUCGUAAUCACAGUGUCUGUUGUUUGUUGGAACAUAAAAAGCGAAACUGGCUCUGAUAAUCUGAGUCAACUAUGAUGUGACCUUAAAACAUGCGUGAGUGUAACUUGCGCUUUUAUUUUGUAUCAUUUUUAUUAAAUAAUAAAACUAUUAAUUUUCGCAGACACACCUUAAAAACAGCUGUCGAAGAUCACAACCCAAAUGUUCUAUUUAAUAAUGGGCUAUAUGUUUAGAAACAAUGCAUUUAUACUUUUUAGUGUCCAAUUUGUUAUAUCAGAGUAAAAGGUACAUCUUCAAUGUAGUUCGGUCGCAAGCCAGGGUAAUAUGCAAAUGUAGUGAUUUUGCAUUUUGUGCCAAUUUCAUAAAUUCGCUUGAUUAAAAGUCUUCAAGCUCCUUGUUCUGAUGAUAAUAGUUUUGAGAUUACUAGAUUGUGUAGUUCACCGACGAAUAUGUGAUAUUUGUUUUAUUUUCUUCUGAUGACGAGCCUUAAGAUGCUGAUUGUUAUCACACAUUUGCAAGUAGAAAGGAGUGUUACUGUGCAAUUUAAUAAUCGUAAUUUUUUAAACGUUUUGCUAGUUAAAGAGGUGAUGAAUUAACGAUCUGCGUAUUUUGUGUUAAGUAAGAGAGCUAAGACCGUACAUAUGUUUAGCAUGUAAUGAUGGAGUUAUAGGUAACAUUUAUCAAACCUGUAUUAUUUAUAUAUAAAUUUAAUUUUUUGAGAUUUCCAUGUUUGAUUUUUGCCAGCACAAUUAACGUUGAGGAUAUUUGGAAAUAUGAAUGCAUUAUUUCGUUUGCUUCGUAUUAAUAUGAUUUCCCCUAAAUAGACCAAAAAUUUACACAUUCAGUAUACGUUUAUCAGCUCUAGUUGCUUCACUUAUAUACAGUUUUGAAUAACAUAUAAGGGUGUAGUAUAUUGUACAUAAAUAAAUUAUUUUGCUUUUUUCUGUGAAAAAAAAAGGGGGAACCAAUUUCUCUGAUUACAAAGACUCUUCGAGUGCUUGACCUUGUAUUACCAGUUAGAAGGUAUUUUGUUAUGGAAUAAGGAAAAUUAUUUACAAGAAUAAUAGAUACGUAAAUAUUAAGAAAUUUGUAAUUAUACUUAAUUUUUGGCUCUCUUGAAUAUUUGAUUAUUCUUUGAUAUAAGAACUGAACGAGAGUUAUUGGCACACAAAUUUCUCCCACUAAACCACUUUUUAAAUGUAAAAAUGAAAGAACUGUUUUCUCUCUCUCGGAAAACUUCCCUUUAGUAAGAACAAUGUAUAAACACUUCUAAUUUUACUAAAUAGUGUGCAGUUAAUUUGUUAAUUGGCAAGUUUGUUUCAUACUAUUAGUAGUCUUAAUAUUACGAUAAAUGUACAUAAACAGACAUUACUCAAAUACAUCUUUUAAGUUCUAUUACUAA
Dendroctonus ponderosae (mountain pine beetle) is the source of this 5694-nucleotide messenger RNA. RefSeq lists its product as uncharacterized. The transcript has 5 exons. The coding region runs from base 608 to 2665 and encodes 685 amino acids. The record is from RefSeq and is a predicted model, not a curated record. Lineage: Eukaryota; Metazoa; Arthropoda; Insecta; Coleoptera; Curculionidae.